This is a messenger RNA of Vigna umbellata (rice bean), 2762 nucleotides long. NCBI's taxonomy places the organism in Eukaryota, Viridiplantae, Streptophyta, Magnoliopsida, Fabales, Fabaceae. The record is from RefSeq and is a predicted model, not a curated record.
CCUCACACCUCAAACGCAAACCAAACAAACACCAGGGGUAUUUCCUAUAAUUCACACACAACCAUACGGUGUCGUUUCUUCCUUUUAUUCCUUUCCCGCACCAAACAAAAAAAAAAAAAGUUAACCCUAGCUUUUCCGUUUUCGUCUUUAGCCGCAUUUUUUUUCCGAUCUUGAUUUCUUUUCCUUUCUCCCUCGAUUCCUCCCCCAAUUUUGCCGCCAUCCCUCCAAUCGACCCGCCCUUCGCCUAUUUCUUCAUUUUCUGCGCCUACCGGUCCCAAUUUUGGCCUUAUCGCUUGACGGGAUCCGUUUUUAGGGUUUCCGUGGAGGAAUAUUCUGGAUCUGUUUUUCACCUUACGGGAUCUGGAAGGGGAAAUUUUUCUAUUCGAUUUGGGUUCUGGGUCUUUGUUGCCUCGUUCGUUUUCUGCGGUUUUUGUAAAUUAUUUUCGACGCAUGUUUGAUUUGGGUGCGAUCCUUCUGAAACCUGGUCUGGGUUGUUAGAUCUUGUGUCGGGUAAUUCGGUUCGGUUCGAAUCGUAAUACUUGUCCGUCGUUCUAGCUGGAUUUGGAAAGAUCUAGGGUUAGGGUUUUCUCAAAUUGGGGCUUUUUGUUGUUUUGCUUAAUUCCUUUAGGGAAACUUCGAUUCCUUGAACAAUUAGGAUUCUCCUGUUUGAUUACGUUCAAUUAGAGCUCUCAAUUGUCCGAUUCAGCCCUGCAUAUAAUUUGAAGGAGACUGGUGUAAGCCAGCAAUUGUGUACAGGUCAUUUGUUUUUAACACAGUACAACCUACUGGUGAAUGAAGUUCUGAAUUAAUUUUAGUAUUUAAGCAUGAUGAGUUUCCAUGGUCAGUGUCAAUUACUGAUAUAUGUUGAAGAUGUUUAAUUUAAUGUUUAGUAACAGUUUUGACCUUGUUUUUGUUUAAAAAUAUUCAAUGUUAUAUUGCAUGCAUCAUCCCUCAUUGUAAAUGGUUACAUCAUGAUCUUUUUGGCCUAUUUUUCUGGUUGUUAUAAGCUUUUAUUCUGAUUAAUAUCUGUUGUCUUAUUCUUUGUUGAAUCCUAGCCUGCAGGUAAUCAUGGUGCAGAAGCGUUCUUUUGAUGCUGAUGAAAUACUUGAGGGAUCUUUCAAACACCCAAAACAUGCAGGACCCAGCCAUGAGCUCUUUUCAUUAUCAGAAUCUGUCUUUCCCGAUGAUGAUUACCAUACCCAAAUGCCAAAACCUUCGGAGGAUGGCUGUACACAAGUUAGUAGUGAAGGUGUUGAGAAGGUCGAAAGUGGAAGUUUUGGUGAACUUGCUAUAGAGGCUGGGAACUCUGAAACAAGCUUUCCUGUUAUAGAUAUUCCUGCUUCUUCAUGGGCCACUAGUAGCACAGCUGAUGAUCUCCAUCUAGAACCACCCUUACAUCUUGCCCUUUUUCCAGAGUAUUUUAGUCCAGAGCGACCAAUAAGGACACUGACUCGCUAUGAGGACAUUUAUUCCAUACUUCUGGAACACUCUCCUCGCAAACCUGUAUCUGUUGGAGCUAAUCAUCAAGCCGAUGUUCCAGCUUGGGAUUUUUUGGGGGCCAGUAAUAGAUCAAAUGCCUCAGCUUCUGUUUCAGAUACAGACUUUACUGUUGGGGACAGGGAAGAAACUGAGGAAAGACUGUUGGGGACCUGUGUCAUUCCCUUGCCUCAAAUGGAAUUAUCUAGUAAUGACGAUGAAGUUGGCAAGGGAAGAACUGAGUGUGACUGUGAAGAUCAGGGAUCCAUGAGAUGUGUUAGACAACAUAUUGCAGAAGAAAGAGAUAAACUUGUAAAAACCUUUGGGCCUGAGAAAUUCACUGAAUUGGGCUUCACUAACAUGGGAGAACAAGUGGCAGAAAAAUGGAGUGCUGAGGAUGAGCAAUUAUUUCAUGAGGUUGUUUUCAAUAAUCCAGCAUCCCUUGACAAGAAUUUCUGGAACUAUCUUUCUAUUGCUUUUCCUUCACGAACCAAAAAGGAAAUAGUGAGUUACUACUUUAAUGUCUUUAUGCUUCGAAGGAGGGCAGAACAGAACAGGAAUGACCUAUUAAACAUUGACAGUGAUAAUGAUGAAUGGCAAGGUAGUGACAGCAAUGAUAUUGCAACUCGAGAGGAAGAUGAGGACUCUGUUGCUGAGUCCCCGGUAUGUCAAGAUGAGUCUUGUAUGGCUGACUGCCAAGAUAAUGAUUUGCAAACCUAUGAUGAGUAUGCUGCUGAUGAACCCUGUGAAGCUAAUGAAACAGUGGAUUUUAUUACUAGUAGGAACAUUGAUGAUGAUUCCAAAUACGAUCCUGUAGAAGAGAUGCCUCACUCUGGUGGUUCCCCUCUAAUUCAACCUCAGGAUCAACCUGUUUGGCAGGAUUCGUGUGAUGAAAAAGUUAAAGAUGAUUCAUGCACUUCUUCCGACGCAGGAGUUGCCUCACGGCAGACUAAGGUGAAUACGGAAAAUGGGGAUCAUUGGUGUGGUAACUAUAAUGGAGUAAGCAAUGGUUACAACCAAGGAUAUGUUUUGGAGCCUUGUGAUGCAAAAGUGUGGGAUACUGGCUUUGUGUCAUGCUCUAAGAAUAAGAUUGACUUUUUACCAACAUGCAACAUGAUAGAAGAGGUUUUUGGAGAUGGACGAAGGCAAGACAUGAGAAGAGCUUGAAGUGGAUCUCAGUUUGUCGAUUUUUCCUUUGUAUAUUUGACAUAAGAUUCAAAAAGUAGCCUUCAUUGUAAAAUAGUGUUUUGGAAGGUAAUUUAAUCUUUCUGAGUUAUGUCGUCUCA